GGUUUGCUUCGUAGCCUACCAAUGGGUUUGGAAUAAGGCGGGUCUUACACAAGGUUGGUUGCACCCAAGCCCUAGCCCGGGACUGGAACGAGUUGAGUUGCAGCUCUGACGUGCGUUUUGGGGUAGAUUUGAAGGAUCGGGUAAGGCGGCGUGAGAGUUAUUACUGUACUUUUCAAAGCUUCGCCCCUUGCAGCAGUUACUCUGAUCUCCAGAAAAAAACUGGGUAACAUUUCAAAAAGUAUUCAGCAGAGGCACUGGGAAAAAUAUAAAAAUCUAAAUGAAAACUGAGCGCUGAUACAAGGCUUUACCAUGGCAACUGGUAUUUCAAAUCUAGGAACUUCCUUUGGAAGUUCAAGUAAUACUUUGGUUUCAAGUUCCAGCAAAUUCCAGAAUCCACCGGUUGAGGAGGAUGACGACGAUGAUGUUGUUUUUGUUGAACCUACUCAGCCUACAAAAAGCUUGACAUCUCCAGCUAAUGCAUCGUCUGGUGCUGUCAAGAAUGAAGCGCAACAGGGCAGUGAUUCCAAGGUAGCACCUGCAAAGGAUUCUUUUCCCCAGAAAGAAAAACUUUCAGAACCAAUUGUAAUAGAUGAUGAAGAAGACAUGGAGACCAGUCAGGGACAGGCCAGAAAUGCCUCUGGUGUCGAAGGGAAAGGGUCUGAACUACUAAAAAAGAGAGAAUUUUCAACCUCAAAUGUUCCUUCAGGUAAGGUGAAAACAGGCGUGGGAAGUGUUGGUAUUAGCACAGAUCCAGAUUCUGAGAUUCAAAUCGCAAAUGUUACAACACUGGAUGGAAGAACAAGCUCCACAAAUGAGGCAUCUAAACAACAUCUUGCAGGAAGUGAUAUGAAUUUGAUGAUCACAAAUGUAACCUCUCUGCGGAGUGCAGGAACAGGAGAGUCAGCAAAUGGGCCACAGUCUGCCAACUACAAUUCUAGUAUGCAAACAUACACUCCUUCAUUGCCUUCACAGUCAAAGGCAGGCUUGGGAACAUUUAACCCAGGUAGAAUUAACACGGCUGCAAAUGUUUUUCAGAAUGGCGAGUCUGUGCCGCAUCAUAGUUCUGAUUCUUGGAUAUCUCAGUCAGCAUCAUUUCCCAGAAAUCAGAAGCAGCCAGCUGUUGAUUCUGUCUCACCUGUAAGCUCGUUGCCCAAACCAGUGUUGCAGUCACCAUCUUCUCAACAGCCUUCCAAGAGUAUAAAAGUCACCUGUGCAAAUUGUAAGAAGCCACUGCAGAAAGGCCAGACAGCGUAUCAACGGAAAGGGUCAGCACAUCUCUUCUGUUCAACAUCUUGCCUCUCUGCUUUCUCCCACAAACCUGCCCCAAAGAAGCAGUGUACAAUGUGCAAAAAAGAUAUAACUACAAUGAAAGGCACAAUUGUUGCACAAGUUGAUUCAAGUGAGUCAUUUCAAGAGUUCUGCAGUACAGCAUGCUUGUCGCAAUAUGAGGAUAAACAGAAUGCAUCUAAAGGGACUCCAGCUAAAUCCAGAUGUACAGUAUGUGGCAAGUUAACAGAGAUUCGACAUGAAGUAAGCUUUAAAAACAUGACUCAUAAGCUAUGUAGUGACCACUGCUUCAAUAGGUAUAGGAUGGCAAAUGGCUUGGUGAUGAAUUGCUGUGAACAUUGUGGAGAGUACUUGCCAACAAAAAGCGCUGCAAACCAUUUCCUUAUGAUUGAAGGGCAGCAGAAGCGGUUUUGUUCCCAGAAUUGUGCCAGUGACUUUAAACAGAAACAUGGCAAAUUAACACCGUGUACAGGGUGUAGAACUCAAUGCAGGUACUUUGACAUGACUCAGUGCAUAGGAGCUAAUGGAAGCAUGGAGCCAUAUUGUUCCACCACGUGUAUGAAUUUGCAUAAAUCCAGAUGUGUCAGACCACAAGUGGUUGGCAUUAUGUGCCACUUUUGUAAAAGAAAUUCGUUACCUCAGUUUCAAGCAACUAUGCCUGAUGGAAAAUUGUACAGCUUCUGCAGCUCAAACUGUGUGGCUAAAUUUCAGGCGCUUAGUGUACAGUCUUCUGCAAAUGGCCAGCUUGCAGCCCCAAGCGAUGUUCAGCUGAAAUGCAACUACUGCAAGAGUAUAUUUUGUUCGAAGCCUGAAGUGCUUGAAUGGGAGAGUAAAGUUUAUCAGUUCUGCAGUAAGAUUUGUUGUGAUGACUAUAAAAAGCUGCACUGCAUAGUUACUUUCUGUGAAUACUGCCAGGAGGAGAAAACUCUACACGAAGCAGUAAAAUUCUCAGGGGUUAAAAGGCCAUUCUGCAGUGAAGGCUGCAAGCUGCUGUUCAAACAAGACUUUGCAAGACGUUUAGGUUUGAAAUGCGUUACAUGCAACUACUGCACUCAGAUGUGUAAGAAGGGAGCAAUCAAAGAAAUUGAUGGUGUUGUGAGAGAUUUUUGCAGUGAAGAUUGUGCCAAAAAGUUUAAAGAGUGGUACUUUAAGGCUGCAAGGUGUGACUGCUGUAAAACCCAGGGGAAUCUUAGAGAGACUGUUCAGUGGCGUGGAUCAAUGAAGCAUUUUUGUGAUCAACAUUGUUUGCUUCGUUUCUACUGUCAACAGAAUGAGCCAAACUUGUCGACUCACAAAGGACCAGAGAAUUUGUAUUAUGAUCACAGUGCUCAGACUUCAAGACCAAAAAUGGGAGGUUCAAAUUUAAUGGCAGCAGUACCACCCUCUUCUCCAGCAGUUCCAAAGGACAUGAAGAAUAAAGCUGUGCUUUGCAAGCCAUUAACCAUGACGAAAGCAACGUUCUGUAAACCCCAUAUGCAAACUAAAUCCUGCCAGACAGAGGAAGGUGUGACGGUUUCAGAGGAGCCUGUAAAAACAGUUUUAGAUGAAGCAAUGAAGAUGGUUUCAGAAGAUGAUGUGAAAACUAGUUCUGAGGAAACUGUAGAGAUGGUUUCAGAAGAAGCUGUUAAAACUAGUUCAGAUGAAACUGUGAAGAAGGAGUAUGUUCCUGUGCCUGUUCCUGUACCUGUCUAUGUUCCAGUGCCUGUUCACAUGUACACGCAGAAUACUCCAGUUUCUGUCUCUCUUCCUGUACCAGUUCCUGUUCCACUUGUAUUGCCUACCACGCUGGAUAGUGCUGAUAAAAUUUUGGAAACUAUAGAAGAAAUGAAGAAAGUGUUCUCUGCAAGUGUGAAACACCCAACAAAUGAUGUAAAUGACAGCAUUUUGAAACAUCAGUCGCACACUCCAGAAGAGUUAACUGAACGGACAACAACCUUGAGUCCUUUACAUAUUCAUCUUGUAAAAGAUGUCUUAGUGCGACCUUCAGAACCUGUAGAUGAACUUGAUAGAAGAGUUCCUGCAGAGACUGUAGAGUGUGUGGAUGAACUGAAUGAUGAGGUCCCAGUAUGUCCUGCAGAAAGACUGAUCAAGGAAGUUCCAGAUGGUCAGUUGGAGAUGGAGCAAUCUAAAGACAAGAGUCCAGAUCGGACUGUGGAAGAUCUGAAAGUGCCAUCAAGUGUUUUGCGGACUACUGGGGAGCUGAAAGGUGGGAUUCAGGUAGUUGUAACAGAAGCUGUAACAGAAGCUGUAACAGAACUUGAGGGAAACCUUGCAACAAGCUCACUGGACACUGCAAAAGAACUGAGGGAUGAAGCCUCACCUGUACCUCUGCGGACUACUGAGGAACUAAAAUAUGAAGCCUCAAGAUGUACAGGAGUCAAAAAUGAAUUUUCAACAGGUCCAUUGAGGUCUGCAGGUGAAGUGAAGUAUGAAGUUCCACAGAGUCCUUUUGGGACUACAGAGGCUUUCCCCAGUUCGUUUGUUUUUGGAGAGGAUCUAAAGUACAGUGUUCCAAAAGGUUCAGUGGGAAGUGCAACAGAACUGAAGGAAGUUUUUGAACUGAAUCCACUGGAAAACAUAGUGGAACCACUAGAUGAUGCAUCAAGUCCAGUGGAAUCGUUAGAUGAACUAAAGGUAGAGGUCAUAGGAAGUCCGGGGGAGUCUGUAAAUGAACUGCUCAAAGAGGGCCCUAAGAGUCCCAUGGAGACUGUAGGUGAAUUAAAAGAAAGCACACCAUCCACUUCUGUGGAAAUUGAAAAUUUGUUUAUGUCCAAGUUAACUGAAGGUGAUGAGAAGCCAGUGACUCUUAAUUCAUGCAAUGGGAGCAGCAACAGUGACUUGCUGAAAAGCCUCUCUAUGGAGAAAUGCUUAGGCAUACCUGAUGUUUCGUAUGAACCAGGGCUUGAUUUAGAAGUUGAUUUUCCCAGAGCAUCUGCUGAAGAACUUGAUACAGAAAGUGAAUUCCUUCUACCUCCUGUAUUUGGUGAAGAAUAUGAAGAACCAUCUAAGCCCAGAGUUAAAAAUAAGGGAGCAAAGAAAGCAGCAGUUUCUGGUCAUCAGUCCCAAAACGAUAAUCCUGACACUCCAGAGAAUAGGUUCCCUUUCAACUAUAUGUAUGGUGUAAAUGCUUGGAAACACUGGGUGCUGUCCAAGAAAUCUGAAGAAGAAACUGUAAUAGACCAUCUAAAAUCUGCAAAGCCAGUACGAUUAAAAGAAGAUAUUCUGUCACACACAGUUGAUGAGUUAAAUCUUGGUUUGGCUCAGUUUAUAAAGGAAGUCAGAAGACCAAAUGGAGAGACCUAUGCACCUGACAGCAUUUAUUAUCUCUGUCUUGGAAUUCAGGAAUAUCUCAGUGGAAAUAACAGGAGUGAUGGUUUGUUUACUGACUCGUGUUACCAGACAUUUGGACAGGAGCUGAACAGAAUUUUGCGGACCUGGCAACCAAGCAUACUUCCAGAUGGAUCCAUAUUCUCACGUAUUGAAGAAAAUUAUUUAUGGAGUGCAAAACAGCUGGGGUCACAUUCACCAUCAAUUUUGCUCAAUACUUUAUUGUACUUUAACACUAAGUAUUUUGGUCUCAAAACUGUGGAACAGCACUUAAGAAUUUCAUUUGGAAAUGUAUUUAAGCAAUGGAAGAAAAACUCUUUGACAAAGGAGAACUGUGUAUGUCUUCGAUAUCAAGUAUCAUCCCUUUGUGGAAAUGACAGCGAAGAUAAAAUAUCUUCUGGAAAAAGAAAGCAUGAAGAUGAUGAACCAGUAUUUGAACAGAGGGAAAACAAGGCAAAUCCUUCCAGAUGUCCUGUUAAAAUAUUUGAAUGCUACCUCUCAAAAAGCCCACAGAGUCUUAAGGAGAGAAUGGAUGUCUUUUACCUGCAGCCAGAAUCCUCCAUUUCACCAGACAACCCAUUGUGGUACUCCUCCAGUCCUUUGGAACGCAGCACAUUAGAAAAUAUGCUUGCACGGAUUCUUUUAGUAAAAGAAAUUUAUGAUGAAAGAGACAAUUAUGAGUUGGACGAAGACACAGAAUAAUUAAAAAAAAACAAAACAAAAAAAAAAACUGCAUUUUGGAGGACAGCAUUAAAAACGCCAUGCUGCUAGACCUUACUGCGGAGAAAUACAAGUUUACUCUUCCUCUGCCCACGAGUUUUGUAGCAAUGUACCCAGAUUGGGUAGAUCUUGUAAAUAAACUAUGUUAGUGA
Molecule: messenger RNA, 5486 nt
Organism: Protopterus annectens (West African lungfish)
Lineage: Eukaryota; Metazoa; Chordata; Ceratodontiformes; Protopteridae
Gene: ZMYM2
Product: zinc finger MYM-type containing 2
Exons: 23
Coding region: 310-5316 (1668 amino acids)
Molecular function (GO): zinc ion binding
Source: RefSeq, a predicted model, not a curated record